Messenger RNA from Chinchilla lanigera (long-tailed chinchilla), 532 nucleotides. RefSeq names its product cytochrome c oxidase assembly protein COX14. The record is from RefSeq and is a predicted model, not a curated record. The transcript has 2 exons. Gene Ontology annotation, biological process: mitochondrial respiratory chain complex IV assembly. Bases 133 to 306 code for a protein of 57 amino acids. Gene Ontology annotation, cellular component: mitochondrion. Lineage: Eukaryota; Metazoa; Chordata; Mammalia; Rodentia; Chinchillidae.
AUGUACCUGGUUCCCACCGUGUGUCUGUCUCGUGUCCAGACCACGUGUGCCCUUUGGAAUCAGAGUAUCGUAAGACUGCUUGUGUGGGGCCAUUCGGUGUAGACCCGGACUGAGCAGCAUGCAGUGAACACCAUGCCAACUGGCAAGCAGCUCGCUGACAUCGGCUACAAGGCCUUCUCGGCCUCCAUGCUGCUGCUCACUGUGUACGGGGGCUACCUGUGCAGCGUCCAGGCCUACCACUACCUGCAGCUGCGCAGCGCCCGGCGCCGGGCCGCCGAGGAGCAGAAGGGCUCGGGGGUCCUGUAGGAUGGGGGUGUUUUCUCCUGAGCGUGCUGUGGAAAGACAUCACCUGCUGAUUUCCGGAUCAAGAGGACUAGGAGCUUGAUGGUUUCCAAGCCCUGCUGAAAGGAGGAGCCUGGGUUCCUGUGGUCCUGCCGGUGCAGCAGUGUGACAGUUUGUGGAGGCUGUCGAACCCUAAGGGAAUGUGGGGGUGAAGUCGCCUGUAGACAUUAAAUACUUCGCCUUGUCUGUG